This is a messenger RNA of Lemur catta (Ring-tailed lemur), 945 nucleotides long. RefSeq names its product olfactory receptor 5B12-like. Gene Ontology annotation, cellular component: membrane. Bases 1 to 945 code for a protein of 314 amino acids. Gene Ontology annotation, biological process: G protein-coupled receptor signaling pathway; sensory perception of smell. The transcript has a single exon. The record is from RefSeq and is a predicted model, not a curated record. Gene Ontology annotation, molecular function: odorant binding; olfactory receptor activity; G protein-coupled receptor activity. NCBI's taxonomy places the organism in Eukaryota, Metazoa, Chordata, Mammalia, Primates, Lemuridae.
AUGGAGAAUACUUCAGAGGUGAAAGAAUUCCUUCUUGUGGGGUUAACAGAUGCCCUAGAGCUUCAGGUUCCUUUAUUUAUAAUCUUCACUCUCAUUUAUUUCAUCACUCUGGCUGGGAACCUUGGGAUCAUUGUAUUAAUUCUGCUGGACUCCCGGCUCCACACUCCCAUGUACUUUUUCCUUAGUAACCUCUCCCUGGUGGACUGUGUCUAUACCUCGGCUGUCACUCCCAAGGUAAUGGUGGGGUUACUCACAGGGGAUAAGAUCAUGUCGUACAAUGCAUGUGCUGCCCAGAUGUUCUUCUUUGCAGCCUUUGUCACUAUUGAGAGUUUCCUCCUGGCCUCAAUGGCCUUUGACCGUCAUGCAGCAGUGUGUAAACCCCUGCAUUACACCACAACCAUGACAAAUACUAUGUGUGUCCUACUGGUCACUGGCUCCUACAUUUGUGGACUCUUUCAAUCUUCCAUCCAUGUUUCCUUCACUUUCCAUCUCUCCUUCUGUCAUUCCAAUGUGGUCAAUCACUUCUUCUGUGACAUUCCCCCACUCUUGGCUCUUUCUUGCUCUGAUAUUUACACAAAUGAAAUUGUCCUCUUCACAUUGGCAGCAUUCAAUGUCUUUUUCACUCUCUUGGUUAUCCUGAACUCUUAUCUUUUUAUUUUUGUUGCCAUCUUGAGGAUGCAUUCAGCUGAGGGACAGAAGAAGGCCUUCUCCACCUGUGCAUCCCACCUCACCACUGUGUCUAUCUUCUAUGCAACAAUCAUCUUUAUGUACUUGCAGCCAAAUUCCAUCCACUCCAUGGACACAGACAAAAUCACAUCUGUGUUCUAUACCAUGGUCAUUCCCAUGCUGAAUCCUCUGGUCUACAGCCUGAGGAACAAAGAGGUCAAGAAUGCAUUCAGGAAGGUUGUUGGAAAAGUGAAGUCUUCGUUGUGCUUAGCCUAUUAA